Geodia barretti is the source of this 1705-nucleotide messenger RNA. The record is from the annotation of a GenBank genome assembly. Lineage: Eukaryota; Metazoa; Porifera; Demospongiae; Tetractinellida; Geodiidae.
GUCGAGUGACUCACUUGUACUUUCCAAACUUGCAGCACUCGUUGAGUCGGAAUGGUUUCCAAGUGCCCUCAUUGCCAAAUCCGACGGGUCGUACCCUGAUGACCUCCCUCCUGGUAAGAUGGCCCUGGAGUCUGGCCCACAGAGUGUCCACAAGGGGCGGACAGAUGGACAGGACUCGGUCGUUGCUACGGUACUCUGGCGGGAAGAGGUCCAGGAGGUCCGAGUAGCCGAUCCUCUCGGUGUCCUCGAUGUAGUGGCGGCACUCCUCGGGCGAGAGCAGCGAGUGGAGGAGGAAGCACCUGGCGCCUCGCACAUUCAGGUCCUCCCGAGUGACGGCCGGUCCCCCGGUGCUCCCAGAGAGGAUGGACCCAGGGUGCUGGACGUCGCGGAAGUUCUUCUGGGACGUGGUCAACAUGGGACGGACGAUGACCUUUGGCUUCUCCAUGUCUUCCUUCUGGCCAGACGAAUCCCCUCGACGACCGCGAACGAGCCUGCUAGAAACCGUGUCCCCCAUGCCGCACUGAUGCAAAAGAAAGCCAAUCGGCGGACACCCACCUGACCACGCCCUUUUUCUCCUCCAUGCUGAGUCAGCAUUUUGACAAAGCCACACACCCGGAACCCACUCGAUCGAGUCCCCUAGCAAGACAGAGAGCGAGGCUGUCUCUCACUGCUCACUUACGACCCCAGGACGAGAAGGAGGACUGACUGCUAUGCCUUUGAAGUCUUCAGGACGCAAUGGGAACCACCACACAAGUCUGGAGGCCAAAACCAACGGACACGGGGACGAGGACUCGAGCAACUCAGACUGUGAUUCGUCUCUCUGUGAGCAUGACGAGGUAGAGUCGGAGAGAAGAAAAGUAGACUGUCUGGACGACAUGCAGUUCUUGGAGCAGCAGUUUUCUGACCUGAAGGAACUGCUCUUCCAUGAGAAAGUCAGAGAGAUUGAUGAGCGGAUGAAACACAUCAGUGAAGAGGGAGCUCAUGAGUAUCUCCAGCCACUAAAGGAACUGGAAGAGGCGAGACAGAGACGUACCCAGACAGCAGAAUUACAGUGCUCCUGUAAGUUGCAAAACAUCCAGAACAAGUACGACGAAGAAGUGGCAUCAGCUGAGCAGAACUUCCAGGAGUUGAUCCAGGUGACCAAGAGGAAGAUGGUAGCCACAAUCCAGGAGAAGAUCCGCCGACUCCAUGAGGAAAAGAUUGUGGCAGAGUUCACUAAAGAGAAUGGUUCAAGGAAGAGAAAGAGGAACAGCGAGUUCUUGCUACCAGAUAAGAGGAAAAAACCAGUCACAGUGAAUGAUAUCCAACCUGUUUUCAUUCGUGUAUUAUGUGUUGCAUGACUAUAGCUACACAAUGUCUUCCUUGACAAUGUUGUGUACGUCCGUAUGUCAUCUAUAUGUUGAGAGACAUGGACAUCAUGGAAGAUCUGUACGACAUACGGAGAGUAAGAAGUUCUUCCGUUAUGUCUUGGUGUAUGUAACACACAAACAUACACACACUAUAGGGCCAGGCGGUAGAAGAAGUGGAGAGAAAGGGCAAGUGAAAUUGCUGCAAUAAGCCUGUUUAUUCAAGCUAUUCUUUUCUCUUCAUCUCCUCAGGAUUGUUUAGAGAUUGCAGCUGGACAUAAUAAACUGUUGCAUCGCACAAAAUGAAUGUGUUGGUUAUAAUGGUACAUUGUCAUUUUCAAAAAGUGUUAAAAGAGAUG